GCCCAGGGAGCUGUGAGGGGAAAAAAGACGCGGGGCCUGAGGUGGUGACGGCGCGAGGCGACAGAGGGGCCGGGUUCUACUAGUCGUAAUGAGGAAGAUGAAACUAGAUAGAACAGUGAAGUCCUACUCAUCCCCCAAAGCAGCUUUUCUGGGUGCUCCCUUUCCUGUUCUUUCAAAGGAUUAAAUGGAACCCUGAGGACUUUGCAAUAUGAAUAAUUCUUUGGAGAACACAAUUUCCUUUGAAGAAUACAUCCGUGUGAAAGCACGAACAAUCCCCCAACAUAGGAUGAAGGAAUUCCUGGACUCCCUUGCCUCCAAGGGCCCUGAAGCCCUGCAGGAGUUUCAGCAGACAGCUGCCACCACAACCAUGGUAUACCAGCAAGGAGGCAACUGCAUUUAUACAGAUAGCACGGAAGUGGCUGGAUCUUUGCUUGAACUUGCCUGUCCUGUUACAACUAGUGUCCAGCAGCAAACCCAGCAAGAGCAGCAAAUACAGGUGCAGCAACCCCAGCAAGUCCAGGUGCAGGUUCAGGUUCAGCAGUCCCCUCAACAAGUGUCCACCCAGCAGCUCUCUCCUCAGCUUACUGUCCACCAAGCCUCUGAGCAGCCAAUACAAGUCCAGGUGCAGAUCCAAGGCCAGACACAGCAGCAGGCAUCCCAGACAAUACAGGGUCAGGCCCUCCAGAGUCCCAGCCCUUCUCAGUUACAGGCGGCUCAGAUCCAGGUGCAGCAUGUGCAGACUGCUCAGCAAAUCCAGGGUGCAGAAAUACCAGAGGAACACAUACAACACCAGCAGAUCCAGGCCCAGCUCGUGGCAGGACAGGCCAUUGCUGGAGGCCAGCAAAUCCAGAUUCAGACAGUUGGAGCACUUUCCCCUCCUCCAUCUCAACAAGGCUCACCACGGGAGGGCGAGCGAAGGAUCAGCACUGCCAGCGUUCUUCAGCCAGUAAAGAAGCGCAAAGUGGAUAUGCCUAUUACCGUGUCGUAUGCUAUUUCAGGGCAGCCGGUUGCUACGGUUCUGGCCAUCCCCCAGGGCCAACAGCAGAGUUACGUAUCCUUAAGGCCGGACUUGUUAACGGUGGAUAGUGCCCACCUGUACAGUGCCACGGGGACCAUCACCAGUCCCACUGGGGAGACUUGGACAAUCCCUGUUUACUCUGCCCAACCACGUGGUGAUCUACAGCAGCAGAACAUUACCCAUAUUGCCAUUCCCCAGGAGGCCUACAAUGCUGUCCACGUUAGUGGCUCCCCAACAACUUUGGCCACUGUGAAGCUAGAAGAAGACAAGGAUAAGAUGGUGGGAGGUGCAUCAGUAGUGAAAAACUCUCACGAGGAGGUGGUGCAAACUCUUGCCAAUUCCCUUUUUCCAGCCCAGUUUAUGAAUGGCAAUAUCCACAUUCCAGUGGCAGUGCAAGCAGUGGCAGGGACCUACCAGAAUACAGCACAGACGGUUCAUAUAUGGGACCCACAGCAGCAGCAGUCCACGUCACAGGAGCAGGCGCAGCAGCAGCAGCAGCAGCAGCUGCAAGUUACUUGCUCUGCUCAAACCGUUCAGGUAGCUGAAGUUGAACAGCAGCCACAGCCUCAGCCUUCCCCUGAACUUCUCCUUCCACAGUCUCUCAAGCCAGAGGAAGGAUUAGAAGUAUGGAAGAGCUGGGCACAGACUAAAAACGCAGAGAUGGAAAAAGAAUCACAGAACCGGCUUGCACCCAUUGGUAGACGCCAGUUAUUGAGAUUCCAAGAAGAUCUUAUAUCUUCAGCUGUAGCAGAGUUAAAUUACGGAUUGUGCUUAAUGACUCGUGAAGCUCGCAAUAGUGAAGGCGAGCCCUAUGAUCCAGAUGUUCUUUACUAUAUCUUUCUGUGCAUUCAAAAGUACUUAUUUGAAAAUGGGCGAGUUGAUGACAUUUUCUCAGAUCUCUAUUACAUACGGUUCACUGAAUGGUUACAUGAAGUUCUCAAGGAUGUGCAGCCUAGGGUCACUCCUUUGGGGUAUGUUCUUCCCAGCCAUGUGACAGAAGAGAUGUUAUGGGAGUGUAAACAGCUGGGAGCUCACUCUCCUGCUACCUUGUUAACUACUCUCAUGUUUUUUAAUACAAAAUAUUUCCUGUUAAAAACAGUAGACCAGCAUAUGAAGCUGGCCUUUUCAAAAGUCUUGAGGCAGACUAAGAAGAACCCUUCCAAUCCUAAAGACAAGAGUACAAGCAUCCGGUAUCUAAAGGCUCUUGGCAUUCACCAGGCAGGCCAGAAAGUUACAGAUGACAUGUAUGCAGAGCAGACAGAGAAUCCUGAAAACCCCUUGAGGUGUCCUAUAAAACUCUAUGACUUCUACCUCUUCAAAUGCCCGCAAAGCGUGAAAGGCCGAAAUGAUACCUUCUAUUUGACUCCUGAACCAGUGGUGGCUCCCAAUAGCCCUAUCUGGUAUUCCAUCCAACCAAUCAGUCGAGAGCAAAUGGAGCAAAUGCUUACUCGGAUUCUGGUGAUACGAGAAAUUCAAGAAGCUAUUGCGGUGGCCAAUGUCAGCACCAUGCACUAAAGGCAGCCCUCCCAGUUCAGAAGAAGGGUGUGGGGUGGAGCUGGGUGGGGUGGGGUGGCAGCGAGGCCAGGAUCAAUUGUACAGCCUUUUACACUAAAGGAGAUGCCUAAGUUUUUUUUUUUAAUUGGUGUAGUUAAGAGGCCCUUUUAGGCUUCUUCUGGUUAAUAAGAGACCCUCUCCAUUGUGUAUCUGACCCUUUUGCAUCAGCUUUCUGGACACAUUGAAGGCUGCAUUCUUUCUCUAGGAGCUGUGAGGUUCCGUAGGUUGACUUUGGGCUUUUUUAUGAUGUGAAAAAAACAAAUUUAAUUGGUGGACUUGGCCUGGGUGGGCCACUACAUUGAAGCUCAUGAACUUGGAAGCAGAAAACAGUGGAUAUCUGCUUGACCUAAAAAGAGGUGGUUUGCAGUUUCCUUGUACUUGGACACUGACAUGUCCUAGAGGGGGGUGUCCUGCAAUUAUGAUUUAUAAGGAGAAGAAAAUCAAUUUCUAUUAAGACCUUAAAAGUGACAUUUUUAGAUGUUAAGUACAAACUACCACACUUCUCUCUCUCUCUCUUCUCUGUCUUUCUCUCUUUUGUUUGGCCUGAUGUUGAGGCCUUAAAACCUUGAGGCUCCUGUGCCUAAUGGAAUUCUUGUAACAUACACUUGUGUAUCAUAUAAAGAUACCACCCUGUUUCUCUUAUGUAUUCUUAUGCUAGUUGUUUAUUAAGAAUGACAAGCACGUCUUUUCAACA
Molecule: messenger RNA, 3266 nt
Organism: Candoia aspera
Lineage: Eukaryota; Metazoa; Chordata; Lepidosauria; Squamata; Candoiidae
Gene: QRICH1
Product: glutamine rich 1
Exons: 11
Coding region: 209-2533 (774 amino acids)
Source: RefSeq, a predicted model, not a curated record